This is a messenger RNA of Aspergillus nomiae NRRL 13137, 1299 nucleotides long. RefSeq lists its product as uncharacterized. Bases 1 to 1299 code for a protein of 432 amino acids. The transcript is spliced from 3 exons. The record is from RefSeq and is a predicted model, not a curated record. Lineage: Eukaryota; Fungi; Ascomycota; Eurotiomycetes; Eurotiales; Aspergillaceae.
AUGAUGAUUGAUUUGCCUCCACUAUGCUCGCCUUAUGUUGCCCACCGUCCACGUAGCGUGGCGCAGCCGCAGCCCUCACAAGGCGAUUAUGCGAACCUCUGUAUUCAGGAUACCCCCAUAAUGCCCGCAUCCUCGCUUCCGAGCAUGCUGUGGUACCGGGCAUGGCUAAAUCGACGGGCCUCGCAGCUGUCAUUGGAUCUUGCAACGGCUUUGCCAGCUUUGACGGAGGUGAAUGGGCUGAUCGAAGGAUCCAGUCUACUUAGAGCGUAUCUUGGAAUUGCGCGAAUCAUGAAAGAAGGUAAAGCUUCCAGGGUUGAUGAUAUCGUGGCGCAACUGCAGUUGUCCCAUGUAUUCCGUGUGGUACCUGUGGAGCAGACAUGCUUUCAGCGCGUGCUUGUUUUCACUAUUUUAGGAUGGCAGACAAUGUUAUGGGAGUCAACGUGGGACGCGACCAAUCCUGCGCAGAUGACAGUUGCACAAUUGAUGGUUGGUUAUGAGAGUCGGACUUUUAUGGCGUAUACUCAGGAUCAUCGAUGCGCUCGGCUCCCAAUACAUGAGUUCCUUCUUGGCUUCGGGUACUUACUCCCAACAAAAAGCACAGAUUGCCAAAGUCCUGAGAGCUUUGUGACAGUUCAUGUCAAGCAGUUCAAUAUGUCCCUUCUUGCAACCAUUGGCGGGAUUAAGAUUAGGUGGAUAGACACACUGGGCGCCCAUCUGGAGUUUGAUAACCGUACCAAAACCUUGUUCCUCUUUCGGUUUCCUUCGUUUUGCGCAGCAAAUCUCGAGAAAGACUUAUCAGGCGAGAAAUGGGUGCGAGGAGUCAUACAUGGCUGUACCGCCCCAGCUGGCGAUCCUACCAACUGGGCCACCGCUGAAGAUGUGACAAGCUUCCUAUAUGAAGUUCUCCUAUCAUAUCGCCUGCUUUUCGGACUCUCAGCGAAGGGACGACAAUUCUACCGAUCCCUACGUCCAUUCAGUGACCUUCCGCCUGACCAACAUGAUCCUCUUCUUGGGGAACUAUGUGGCUCCCGCACUCUGACAACAAUAUCCAUUGACCACCACGAAGACGUGUUUAGUCUUGUAUCUGACUUCCCAAUCCUCCACAGCCGAUUUGAAGCCCUCAAAACGCAUCUGGCAUGCCAGAAGGCACGGGGCCUGAUACAGUUAUGGCGGGACAAACGAAGUACGGAAGCAUGGUAUACAUUCUGGGCUGUUGUACUCAUUGGAGGGGUCGGACUGUUCCUCUCAUUCGUUCAGACCGUUCUUCAGAUCAUGCAGGUACUGUAUAGUGUGCCUUAG